Molecule: messenger RNA, 1146 nt
Organism: Entrophospora candida
Lineage: Eukaryota; Fungi; Glomeromycota; Glomeromycetes; Entrophosporales; Entrophosporaceae
Source: the annotation of a GenBank genome assembly
AUGGGAUUAGUAACCAAAUUUGAUGUUCCAACCAAGAGCCAUUUAAAAACUGGAAAGAGUACUGAAGUAGCACAGUUAGUGAACUCUUCCUCCCAACUCCAUUUACCUCCUGUUUGGGCAGUUGAAACUGUCCGCAAUCCAGCAACAACAGUAUUUUCCACCAAAGAAAAAUUAAAAAGUUAUAAUAUGGCAACUAUUCAACAAUUAUUUGAUAAAAAAUAUUCUGAAAAAAAAGAAGAGGAAAUACAAUUUUCAGAUUUGAAUGAAGGAAAAAUUUCUGCUAGUGAAUUAACCAUUGAUAAUUUUCCUAAUCUAAGAAAAUUGAAUGUUAAUAAUAUUAAAUCUUUAACUAGAUUGAAAAUUAUCAAUUGUCCUCAGUUGGUUGGUCUUGAUUGUCAAAAUAAUGAUUCGCUUAUUGGCCUAAAUUUAAGCGAAUGUAAUGAACUUAUGAAAGUUAAGGUCUCCAAUAAUCUUUUGGAACUAAUAGAGUUACCCACUAAUUCUGAAAAAUUAUCUUUCCUAGAGAUAAAUGACAAUAACUUUCCUUCGCAAGACUUAUCUUUUUUAAUACCUUACAAGAAUUUAGAAGUACUUGAUUUAGGAAACAACUCCAACGAGAAGAAAGUAAAAAAAGGAAUUUAUAAUCGCUUUUAUGGAAUUAAAGGAACGGAUAUUGAUAGCGGAUUGGAAUAUUUAUCGGAGAAUUUGCAAAGACUUAAUUGUCCGAUUGGAGUAAGAGUUGAAGCAAAGGAGCAAAAAGUAGAAACCAAAAAGGUUAACUCUAGUAAUAACCGUAAAAAAAAUAAAAAUGCUAAGCAGAAAGAAAAGUUAGAAAUUAUUCAAGAGGAAAUUAAACAGUUGAAGAAAGAGAUUGAAAAAUUGCGUGCAGAAAAUCAGGAACUUAAUGGGAAAUUGAUAAAUAGCAGCAAUAUUAAUCAAGAGAGAACUGAAAAUGAAACUCUUCAACAACAGAUUGCUUCUCAGCAAAAUGAAUUAAAAACUUUACAAGAAGAUUUGCAAAAUAACCGUUCAAGUUACACCAAAUUUGUAAAUGAAACUUUACAAACUAAGAAAAAAGAGGUUGAAAAUCUAACUAAAAAAUUAAGCAACUUGCAAAAUCAAGUAGAAAUUCCUCCUAAAAGUUAA